UAAAAUGUACGAAAGUGUUUCCUACUCUUUCAUUUCCACAAAUACCCCUUUCAAUUGCAAAUAAUUGCUGCCCCACUCCACGCCUCUUCCCAACCGAAACAAUGAAACACCCCCAACGAAUAGUUCUUUCCAAAACGAAUAGCUCUUUCCAAGCGAUACAAACCAACACCCCAAUGGAAACACUACAGACAACAACUGCCUCCCCAAGCCUCCCACAAAACCAAUCCAUUCUCCUUCUGGCAGCCCCUUCUCCUCUGACUCCCCUGGCCUCCCAAAAAACCAUUGCACCUUCCUUCUGGCACCCCGUUCUCCUGCUUAAACUCAGGCAGCCUCCGACCAAGAACCAACAACAACGGCGUACCAGACUGAUCCCAAGUGCAUUCCAACACAAGGCCAAGACAGGAAAUGGACGAGACACAAGGUUUAGAUUGGCUUGGAGAAAUGAAAUCAGCCGGCUUCCUUCGUCAAUGGAAGAGAUAUGAUAGGUUAACACCUACACAAAGAGCAGAAAAAAUUCAGAAGACAAUGCAAAAUAGGAAGAGGAAACGCAAUGCACAUUAUCCUUCUCCGAACAUAAAUCUUGGUCGUGAAUUCUCAGAUGGAUAAACACAAAAUCCAUCGCCAAAUGCCCCUUUGGAGGACAACCUAAGGGAGUCCAAAACGAACGGUUAGUACUUUCGAACAAGUUAUUUGAUUAAAACCUU
Messenger RNA from Rhododendron vialii, 704 nucleotides. RefSeq lists its product as uncharacterized. NCBI's taxonomy places the organism in Eukaryota, Viridiplantae, Streptophyta, Magnoliopsida, Ericales, Ericaceae. The coding region runs from base 102 to 482 and encodes 126 amino acids. The transcript is spliced from 2 exons. The record is from RefSeq and is a predicted model, not a curated record.